Messenger RNA from Spinacia oleracea (spinach), 695 nucleotides. Its product is annotated as 60S ribosomal protein L26-1. Gene Ontology annotation, biological process: translation. Gene Ontology annotation, molecular function: RNA binding; structural constituent of ribosome. Gene Ontology annotation, cellular component: ribosome; large ribosomal subunit. The record is from RefSeq and is a predicted model, not a curated record. Lineage: Eukaryota; Viridiplantae; Streptophyta; Magnoliopsida; Caryophyllales; Amaranthaceae. The transcript has a single exon. Bases 87 to 527 code for a protein of 146 amino acids.
UUAAAUCUUCGCUCUUGCCGUCACUUCCCCUCCCCCCUCAGAAAACCCUAACCCCAGAAUCCCAGUGAGAGAGAGAAAGAGCGAAAAUGAAGUACAACCCACGAGUCUCCAGCUCCCGCCGCAAGAGCAGGAAGGCCCAUUUCACGGCGCCAUCGAGCGUCCGCCGUGUUAUCAUGAGCGCACCACUCUCCGGCGACCUCAGAAGCAAGUACAACGUCCGUUCAAUGCCGGUGCGCAAAGACGACGAAGUCCAGGUGGUUCGUGGUACCUUCAAGGGUCGCGAAGGGAAGGUGGUUCAGGUCUACAGGAAGAAGUGGGUGAUUCACAUCGAGAGAAUCACAAGGGAGAAGGUGAACGGCUCCACCGUCAAUGUCGGAAUCCACCCCUCGAAGUGCGUCAUCACGAAGCUCAGGCUCGACAAGGACCGUAAGUUGCUUUUGGAUCGCAAGGCUAAGGGUAAAUCUGCUGCUGAUAAGGAUAAGGGCACCAAGUUCACUGCCGAGGAUAUUAUGCAGACUGUUGAUUAGUUGCUCUUGAGAGGAGAGAGAGUAAGGGUUUGAGGAUUUUGCUCUUAUGUUUAUCGUUUUUGUUAAAUUCUGUUGGAUUUUUAUAAUCUGUCCUUUUUGGAACUUAAUUCAGGUAGUGGAUUUUAUGUUAAAACAUGAUUUUGGAUCUAUAUAUUGUUGGUUAGAUUA